Camelina sativa (false flax) is the source of this 1375-nucleotide messenger RNA. The record is from RefSeq and is a predicted model, not a curated record. Lineage: Eukaryota; Viridiplantae; Streptophyta; Magnoliopsida; Brassicales; Brassicaceae.
AUGUCGUCUUUCGCCUUGUUGAAGCUACAAGAAACCAAACUGUAUGAUGCUUUAAAACCAUAUCAUCAGCGGCUGGAAGGGGAAAGUUUCUAUACGAUCCCUGUACCAACCGUCGACGGUGAUUACUCUCUAUCGAGGCAGUUGGUGUUACAGAGCCGAUUGUUUCGCCCCGAUGCUAUUGAAUCUUUUAAGCUUGGCAAGAAUUUGUUGGAUGAUGAGCCCUCUGACGUGGAAACUUGCAUUUCACGAUCAACAUACGAACCACCUUCUCCUGAUUACUGUCCUUCUCCUUCUUUUAACUGGCCUAAUUCUCCUCCUUCUUACUGUCCUUCUUCUCCUGUCUACUGUCCUUCUUCUCCUGUUAACUGGCCUUCUCCUCCUGACUAUGCACCUAUCCUUGACAAUAAUGAAUCCCCUUAUACCUCCUUUCCCUACGAUGAGCCAGUUAAGAGUUAUUAUAGACAGGAUGAUGGCCUGUUUGGUAAAGUUGGGCUUCACUGCUACAAUCUGCAAAAUCGGACAAACCUUGAAUAUUUCUGCCUAGACGACAAGGAGUAUCCUCCGCUUGUAAAAUUUUAUGCAAGGGAUCCAACUCGAGAGUUUUCCAUUUACGAGUUUUCCAUUUGCGAGUUCUUCACAAGGGUGGUUGAGUCUGCCAAAGAUGGCUACAGCUUGAGUUUCAUUACAACCCAAUGCACAUUAUUGCCAGAGAAGGAAGGCUUCCCAAUCUGUGACCACUUUGACAAACUUGCCGUGGAUGCUUUCUUCACAGGUGAUAUGCCCAACUCGUUGCCUGAGGUUACCACCACCAGUGAUAACCUGCAAUUCUACGAGUUGAAAGAGUCAGAGCUGGAAGAAGAAAAGGAGUGGCUUCUUCUCUACUUGGAACUCUCCUUGCGCACCAAUUCUUUCCCGUUCUCAUCACUGGGUGAAAGUUCAUUUGACCUGAAAAAGGUAAUUGUGCUAACCAGAGCAGAUGUGUUUUCUAAGAAGAAAACCAAGUCCGAGAAUGCAAUCUUCUACAUUACCUUCACAUCAUGUGGCCCUCAAGACGGCAUUCCUAUCAUAAGGAAUGCUAUCAUAAGGAGAACAAUGGAUGGAAUUCCAGGUCAUAUGUCCCUUGAAGUCAAGUCUUUGGUGUGAAAGCCACCAUUAUGUCUUAUGUAUUUAAGAAUCUAACCGAUCUUGGUCUUUCUUGAGACUAAGUUAAGAAUGCCUUGUCUUGUCAUGCAAGUGAAGCACCGGGUUUGUCGUUUAUCUCUUUUAUUCGCUUUAUAUCCCUUUUGUUUGCAUAUUUACAGUAUUUACCUAUAUAACUUAUAUGGUUGUUUCUCCAUCUCUCUAUCUAUCUUCUUGUAAGAAAAGGUCAUCUACA